GCCGGGGCCGCACAGCCAGGCGAGCGGCGGGGCCGCGCUGGGCCGGGCAGGGCCUGGCGGGACUCGGGGCGCGGUGCGGCGCCAUGCGGGGGGCCCGGGCCGCCCCCCUCCGGCCGCGGCCGAAGCUGGUGCUGCUGCCUCUGCUGUUGCUGCUGGGCCACCGGACGCGGUCCCAGGACAGCCCUGGGCCACUGCAGUGCUAUGGAGUUGGACCCUUGGGCGACCUGAACUGCUCGUGGGAAGCUCUUGGGGACCUGGGAGCUCCCUCCACGCUGAACCUCCAGAGCCAGAAGUACCAUUCCAACAGAACGUGGACUGUGGCAGUGCCCACCGGACAGAGCUGGGUGACCGUCCCCCGGGAGCAGCUUACCAUGUCCGAUGAACUGCUUGUGUGGGGUACCAAGGCAGGCCAGCCUCUCUGGCCCCCAGUCUUCGUGAACCUGGAAACCCGAAUGAAGCCAGAUGCCCCCCGGCUGUACCCUGACGUGGACUUUUCAGAGGAUGAGCCCCUGGAGGCCACUGUCCAUUGGGCCCCACCUGUGUGGCCACCCCAUAAGGUCUUGGUCUGCCAGUUCUACUAUCAAAGAUGCCAGGGGACAGCCUGGACCCUGCUGGAACCAGAAGUGAAGUCCAUGCCCCUGGCCCCUGCUGAGAUCCAGAACCUGGAGCUGGCCACUGGCUAUGAGGUGCGUGGCCGCUGCCGAAUGGAGAAAGAAGAGGAUCUGUGGAGCGAGUGGAGCCCCGUUUUGUCCUUCCAGACACUGCCGUCCGCUCCAAAAGAUAUAUGGAUAUCUGGGAACCUCUGUGGGACACCAGGCAGACAGGAACCCCUGCUUCUGUGGAAGGACCGGGGGCACUGCGUGCAGAUGAGCUAUAAAGUCUGGUUCCGGGCUGAAGACCAGGAGCUGAUCCAGAAGACGGCUCCCUGCUGCAGCUCCUUCAUCCCCACCCAGGCCGAGUGGGUCGGGGUGUCUGCCGUCAAUGCCACGAGCUGGGAGCCUCUCACCAACCUUUCUUUGGCCUGCUUGGGUACCGACGUCACCCCCCAUGGCGUGGUGGUCAGCAACGUUGCCGGCAGCACAGAGCUGCUGGUGACUUGGCAGCGGGGGUCUGGGGAGUUGCAGGAGCAUGUGGUGGACUGGGCUCGAGACGGGGAUCCCCUGGAGGACCUCAACUGGAUCCGGCUUCCCCCUGAGAACCUCAGUGUUCUGUUGCCAGGGAAUUUUGAAGGAGGAGUCCCCUACCGAAUUACAGUGACAGCAGUCUCUCCUUGGGGCUUGGCCCCUGCCCCCCCAGUCUGGAGGUUCCGAGAGGAACUGGCGCCCCUAGCCGGGCCAGUGCUUUGGCGACUCCAGGAUGCCCCCCCAGGGACCCCCGCCAUAGCGUGGGGAGAGGUCCCAAGGCACCAACUCCGGGGCCUUCUCACCCACUACACCGUGUGUGUACAGAGCGGGACCAGGCCUUCUGUCUGCAUGAAUGUGAGUGGCAGCACCCGGAACAUCACCCUGCCCGACCUUCCCUGGGGUCCUUGUGAGCUGUGGGUGACCGCAUCCACCAUCGCGGGACAGGGGCCACCUGGUCCCAUACUCCGGCUUCACCUACCAGAUAACACCCUGAAGUGGAAAGUUCUGCCGGGUGUCUUUCUGCUGUGGGGCUUGCUCCUGACGGGCUGUGGUGUGAGCCUGGCCACCUCUGGAAGGUGCCUCCACCUUCGGCACAAGGUACUGCCCCGCUGGGUCUGGGAGAAGGUUCCAGAUCCGGCCAACAGCAGUUGUGGCCGGCCCCACAUGGAGGAGGUGCCACAGGCUCAGCCCCCCAGGGACUUCCCCAUCCUGAAAGUGGAGGAGAUGGAGCCACUACCGGUUCCGGAGCCCCCCCAGGCCCCCCCCGCAGCUGGACUCUGCUAUGAGAAACACUUCUUGCCCACCCCCGAGGAGCUGGGCCUUCUGGGCCCGCCCCGAGGUCCUGAGUUCUGGCCUGAACCGAGCCCAGGCCAGGAGAGGGGUGCCCAUUUGACAGAUGAAGACACUGAGGCUCAGAGAGGCUGAGUCCCUUGCCUGAGGACACCCAGCCCGGAAGAAGAGGUUGAAGGACCCCCUACAAAGGAGGGCCUGGCCCUCCCGGAAAUAUAUGGAUGGAGGAGGGAGCAAAGGACCAUGUAUGAAUGCAAGGCAGCAGCUCCGUCCCCCGAUCUGUCCCACGGCUAACUGUAGCUGGGCGCCCCGCUGCCCCCCUGCCCUGCAGCCAGGUGCAGCCCAGGUUCCUGCUGCUGGCGGACUGCAGACUGCGGGCAGGAGUGCCGCGGGCUGAGGCCCCGACAGGCCCCGACGGGGUCAGGGCUCCUCCGCACUCUCUCCCCUCGCCCACGGGCUGGAACACCAGUGUGCCCGCGAUCCAGCUCUAACCGGAGGGGACGGUGGAGCAAGAAGGGGAAAGGAACCUCAGGCCCCGAGGGACUGCGGGACUCUGAGCCACCCGGAGAAAUACUUUCACACUCGUAUAGCUCCUGAAGCUGGGGCACUUUGUCCAGCAGCCGCUCCUGCACUCAUACCCACUCCAUCUCCGCUGCCAGCAGGAGGGAAGCCCUUGCUUUCCCACCGGCAGGUGCUGAGCCGGUCCCGUGCCAGCAACACACACUCAAACUGUC
Zalophus californianus (California sea lion) is the source of this 2647-nucleotide messenger RNA. It is a transcript of the gene IL27RA, whose product is annotated as interleukin 27 receptor subunit alpha. Gene Ontology annotation, molecular function: interleukin-23 binding; interleukin-12 receptor binding; interleukin-27 receptor activity. Gene Ontology annotation, cellular component: external side of plasma membrane; interleukin-23 receptor complex; interleukin-12 receptor complex. The record is from RefSeq and is a predicted model, not a curated record. Lineage: Eukaryota; Metazoa; Chordata; Mammalia; Carnivora; Otariidae. Gene Ontology annotation, biological process: positive regulation of activated T cell proliferation; cytokine-mediated signaling pathway.